This is a messenger RNA of Arachis stenosperma, 1896 nucleotides long. Its product is annotated as G-type lectin S-receptor-like serine/threonine-protein kinase At2g19130. Gene Ontology annotation, biological process: protein phosphorylation. The transcript has 2 exons. Bases 1 to 1896 code for a protein of 631 amino acids. The record is from RefSeq and is a predicted model, not a curated record. NCBI's taxonomy places the organism in Eukaryota, Viridiplantae, Streptophyta, Magnoliopsida, Fabales, Fabaceae. Gene Ontology annotation, molecular function: protein kinase activity; ATP binding.
AUGGGGUCAUGGGUGUUCAAGUUUGAUCUUGUUCUGCUCUUUCUCAUGUCGUUCUGGUUCCAUGUAUCCAUUGAAUCUGAUAGCAUAAUCUUCCCAGGGCAGAGACUUUCACGAAGCCAAACUCUAGUUUCCGAUGGAGAAAUGUUUGAAAUGGGUUUCUUCUCACCAUCAGGUUCAGUCUGGUCAACCAACUCUUCCUUUAGUUUGGGUCCUUUGGAUUCGAUAGCUGCUAAUCUUCGGGGAGAUGGAAACUUUAUUAUAAGCAGCUCACUUGAACACUACAGUUGGCAAAGCUUUGAUUACCCAACUGAUACCUUGCUGCCUUAUGCGGGGUGGGGAUAUGAUAACGACAGAGGUAUUAAAAAGGUUCUGAAAUCUUGGCUUCAUGCAACUAAUCCAUCAACUGGCAACUUCUCUGCUGAGGUGACUAGAGUUUCUGCGGAUUUAGCUGAGGUCCAAUUGUUACAAAAUGAUGGUUUUAUAGAGUCUAAAUUCUGCAUAGAUCGGUUUCAAGGAAACAUAGAUUACAUGUACGAUAUUGAAUUUAACUUUAGUAGAUACUCAGACAAUUACUCGUAUGUAACAUUUUCAUGUGACUCUCUCUCAUCCUGUCUUGCUAGAUAUGUGUUAGAUGGAUCUGGAAACCUCAAACUUUUCUGGUGGUCGGAUGAUACGAACGAAUGGGUUACCAUCCACGUGGACAACAAAAAAUGUGGAAGGAAGAAUGCCACUUGGGUGGUUGUGGUGGCAGCAAUUGGGCUUGCUAGUGUGAUGGUUGCUAUUGCCAUUUUGCUGAUAAGGCUGUGGAAAAGAGGCACUACCACUUCAUCUAAUGCAAUGGCAGGAGAUACACUGAAGCCGUAUAAUUACAGAGAUUUGAGAAAAGCAACUAGAAACUUCACAAUUAAGCUUGGGAAAGGUGGUUUCAGCACUUUUUACAAAGGGGAAUUCCCUAAUUCAACUUUCAUAGCUGUUAAGGAACUUCGAGGACACUUUCAAGAAGAGAAACAGCUUCGAGCCGAACUCAAUACGGUAGGGCUGAUCCAGCACAAAAAUCUUGUUCGCUUACUUGGAUUCUGCUUACAAGGUUCCCAGAGAUUCAUAAUUUAUGAUUACAUGCCAAAUGGUUCUCUAGAAUCUCACUUGUUCCAGACUGAUUCUAAUGUCUUAGAUUGGCGAACUAGAUACAAUAUUGCUCUUGGGACUGCCAAAGGCUUAGCUUACUUACACGAGCAUUGUAGAGACUGCAUCAUUCAUUGCGAUAUCAAGCCGGAGAACAUUUUGUUGGAUGCUGAAUUUAAUCCUCAAGUCGCGGAUUUUGGCUUGGCGAAGCUUCUAGGCCGAGACUUCAGCCGGGUUCUUACCACCAUGAGAGGAACAAGAGGCUAUCUCGCACCAGAGUGGUUCUCUGGUGUCCCAAUCACUGCAAAAGUUGAUGUGUAUAGCUACGGCCAGGUCCUUCUUGAGAUCAUUUCAGGUAGAUGGAACAUGGAUCUAGUAAAUGACGAUCUAGCUUCUUAUUUUCCGACAAUUGUUUUCAAUGCAUUGAACAGUGGGGAGGAGGUUCUGCCUUUAGUAGAUUCCAAACUACAAGGCAAAUUCAGCGCAGAAGAAGUGACUAGAGCAUGCAAGGUUGCUUGUUGGUGCAUUCAAGAUGAUGAGAAUGAUAGACCAACAAUGGUAGAGGUUGUUCAAGCUUUGGAGGGACAUCUUGAUGUUGGUAUUCCUCCAAUUCCACGGUUUUUCCUGUCCUUAGCAGAACCUUCUGUCCAAAACGGUGAUCUGAAGGAAAUCGAGGAUUAUAGCACAUCGAGCACACUACCUUCAAGUUUCAGCUUUGGCUUUCGACCACCAGUAAAUUCUUUCAACGCUGAUUUAUCCUUAUAUUAUGUGUAA